Molecule: messenger RNA, 1702 nt
Organism: Bactrocera neohumeralis
Lineage: Eukaryota; Metazoa; Arthropoda; Insecta; Diptera; Tephritidae
Product: tight junction-associated protein 1
Exons: 4
Coding region: 1016-1702 (228 amino acids)
Source: RefSeq, a predicted model, not a curated record
GAGUGAAAAUAUUGGCAGACGAGUAUGCCAACUGUCAUUUUAAGUAGAAUACACACAGAAGACGGAAUUCGUCCUAUUGUCUCGCUUCACAUAAAAUAUAAGUUGAACGUUUUAAGCUCAGAAAAACAGUAUUAAUUGCUAAAUAAUAAUUUAAGUGAAGCAAAUAAAAAGCGAAAAAUUCGCAUUGUUAACAGUAUGUGGCUAAGGAAGCGGAAAUGUAAUUGUUGUCUCUGCGAAAUAUUGUUAGAAUAAGUUGCAAGGAAAGUGUUGAGCUUUACGAGCGUAAUGCAGCAAUGAGCUAGCUAGGUAGUUAAAUUAAUAGUAGCGUACAAGAAAGCGAAAAGUGUUUCAACUUUGGCGAAGGUGAUGUACCAGCUGGCAAGCGUGCGUGAAACAUUCAAAAAUAUUUUGAAGAAAAUCAAAUAGAAGUUUUGGAAAUUGGAGAAAAUUUUGCUUAAAUCAGCUGAGUCAGCAGUAUAUGUUUUGACUGUUGUUGUUUGAUUCGGUGUGGCGUCAGUGAAAAACCUUGAUGACUGUAAACGAAAAAGUCCACCCAACAAUUGUGCGUACUGGUUGGUGGGUAGCGGCGUCGACAAGGCGACUGUGUGCAUGCGUGCUAUUGUGUUUGUGAACCUUUGUCUCGGUGUAAAGUUCUGUCUGUGUCACUUGUGUCGGCAGCGGAGGUGAGGAAGUUAAAGUCGAAUUAAAGGCCGGUCAACUGUAAAUGUAUGUGCAGCGAAGAGUAUAAAGUGAAAUGUGGGAUAUUACAUAAAGAAAAAAUAUUCGUGCGUACUAUAUAGCAAAUGCUUAAUUGAAAAGCCUUACACAACUUAACAGAGAAAAAAUUAUGUUUAAAUAAUAACAAGAAAUGUGAAAUGUUUAAGGCACGGUCUUGCGAAAAAUAAUAUAUUACAUUAUAAUAAUUGAAAAACGGUAAAACGGUUAUGUUGCCCCUUACUGUUGCAAUUUCGGCAACUCAAAAGUGAAUUUUUCGCCAUAAAAGCUUUAACAAAGUAUGAACGCGAACAUGUCAGCCACAUCAAAUAUGGAGCAGCCAAGUAAUCAUUGCGAGGCGCAUUUGCUUGCAGCCACUACCGAAAUCGAGGCGCUCAAGCAGGCUCUGCUCGAGAAACAUAGUCAAAUUGUCGCCAUGGAAACGGCAUGCAUACAGGAAACCGAACGACAAGUCGAAUUGGAAGAUAGUGUCAUUGCGUGGCAAGAUAAAUAUGAUCGUUUGUAUGAGUCACAUAAACGUGUGCAAAAAGUGAAUCAAAGCUUGGAGGAUAAAUUGCUCAAAUUGGUGGAUCGCAAUACUGGCGAGCGAGCGCAAUUGACCAGCGAUGUUGCCACUUUGAGCGUACGAUUGGCGCAAGCGAAUUUUAAUAUCGCAAAGCUGCAACGGGAAAUCGAACGCUACAAAUCGGAUAUAAAUUUAGCAAUACAACUGUUGCAGUGCAAGCCAGAUAGUUUCAUGCCACAAAAAGUAUCAUCGUUACCGAUUGAUAUACAAUCGAAAGUAUCAGCCUACAUGCGCCUGGAGACUAAUUCACACUCUGAUUCGGAAGGUAGCACUAGCGGCGUCGGCACCGCCACGACAGCUUCCUAUAAAGUGCUUCCAGCAUCAGAUUCACCGCCACCAACCGCGUGCCCCUUUCCGCCAACUGCAAUGGUAUACUCAAUGCGGGGGCUCGGUAAGUGUUAG